Messenger RNA from Brassica rapa (field mustard), 2175 nucleotides. RefSeq names its product GTPase Der. Gene Ontology annotation, molecular function: GTP binding. The record is from RefSeq and is a predicted model, not a curated record. Lineage: Eukaryota; Viridiplantae; Streptophyta; Magnoliopsida; Brassicales; Brassicaceae. Gene Ontology annotation, cellular component: chloroplast.
AUAAACCUUUUCGCAGUUUGCUUCUUUCUCUGCUCAAACACGAACAAUGGCGAGUCUACUUGACUCACUCACAACCAGAAACUUCUUCUCUAAACCCAUAAUCUCUAGGAUCUCCUCUCCUUCAUCUUCCUUUGCUUCUUCUUCUUCUUCGAAUAUCUCACCCUUUUCUCCUCCCUCCGUUCUCUCUUACUCUCACAAAAGGUCGCACUCCCGCUUCCCUUACCCUGUCGCAGCAACUCUCGAUGGCUCCUCCGUCGAAGACGAGCUAGAGUUCGAGGAAUCCGAAGAAGACAGCUACCCUGAUGAGUCGGAUGAAGAAGAUGACCUCUCCAUCGAUAUCUCAAUUCUUGAGAAAGAAGCGAGAGACAUCGUUAGAGACUACGCUACUACUCUGUCUCGCGAGCUCAAACUCGAGGAUGAUGUAGUUGAAGGGAAGGAGUCACGUAGAAAGGGGAAGAGGCAAGCCAAAAAUAACCAGACGCAGAUACCAGAGCAUCUUCUCCAAAGAGUUGCUAUCGUUGGAAGGCCCAAUGUGGGCAAAUCAGCUUUGUUCAACCGUCUUGUUGGGGAGAAUAAAGCGAUAGUGGUGGAUGAGCCUGGAGUUACUAGGGAUCGACUGUACGGUAGAUCCUACUGGGGUGACCAAGAGUUUGUGGUGGUGGACACUGGUGGUGUUAUGACUGUUUCUAAGUCGCCAGCUGGUGUCAUGGAAGAGCUUAACGUUUCGACCACCAUUGGCAUGGAAGGUAUACCAUUAAGCUCCAGGGAGGCAGCUGUUGCGAGAAUGCCUUCCAUGAUUGAGAAGCAAGCUACUGCGGCUGUUGAAGAGUCAGAUGUUAUUGUUUUCGUUGUCGAUGGCCAGACAGGGCCUACAGGUGCUGAUGUGGAGAUUGCAGACUGGUUGCGGAAGUACUACUCACAUAAGAAUAUCAUCCUCGCGGUGAACAAAUGUGAGUCGCCACGUAAAGGACUCAUGCAGGCUUCAGAGUUUUGGUCUCUUGGGUUUUCACCUAUCCCUAUUUCGGCAUUGUCGGGAACAGGAACAGGAGAGCUACUUGACCUUGUUUGUUCUGGACUAAACAAACUCGAGAUCAUGGAGACCAUGGAAGAGGAGGAAGAAGAAAACUACAUACCUGCCAUUGCAAUUAUAGGCAGGCCAAAUGUAGGCAAAAGCAGCAUUUUGAAUGCACUUGUCCGAGAGGAUAGAACAAUUGUUAGCCCUGUUAGUGGCACUACCCGUGAUGCUAUUGAUGCUGAGUUUACCGGACCAGAUGGAGAGAAGUUUAGGCUAAUAGAUACGGCUGGGAUCAGGAAAAAGGCAGCUGUGGCGUCAUCAGGGAGCACUACAGAGGCCAUGUCAGUGAACCGUGCAUUCCGAGCAAUUCGUCGUUCUGAUGUGGUUGCUCUUGUCAUUGAAGCCAUGGCAUGCAUAACAGAGCAGGACAUGAAGAUCGCAGAAAGAAUAGAAAGAGAAGGGAAAGGAUGUCUGGUAGUAGUAAACAAAUGGGAUACAAUACCAAACAAAAACCAACAGACUGCAGCACAUUACGAGGAUGAUGUUAGGGAGAAGCUCCGUUCCCUCAAAUGGGCACCCAUUGUUUAUUCUACUGCUAUAACUGGCCAUAGCGUUGACAAUAUUGUGGUUGCUGCUGCGACGGUUCAAAAGGAGAGAUCAAGAAGACUUAGUACUGCUACAUUGAACCAAGUGAUUAGAGAAGCGGUUGCGUUUAAAUCCCCUCCAAGAACCCGAGGAGGCAAGCGAGGCCGCGUUUAUUAUUGCACUCAGGCAGCAAUAAGGCCACCGACGUUUGUGUUCUUUGUAAACGAUGCAAAGCUGUUUUCGGAUACGUACAGAAGAUAUAUGGAGAAGCAGCUACGCACUGAUGCAGGCUUUGCUGGGACUCCUAUUCGUCUUCUUUGGCGCAGCCGUAAGAGAUCUGACAAAAAUGGAGGAGGUGGAGGUACAAUGAGAAUGUCAAGUCUUUCACGUGAGAGAAAUCUUGCAACAAAAAGGUCAUAAUGUUAAGUCAUCUUUGUUAAAUUUUGUGUAUUUUUUGAGAAAUAAUGUAUUGAAAUUCGAUAUUAUAUAAAUUCAUAGUCUCUGACUCUCCAUUGAUCUUCCAUGUAUGUUCCAUUUUGUUUCUUUCUGAGAAUCAAAACAAGAUAUUACUAAUC